AUGGGAAUAAAUUUAAAAACUUUAAUACCUACUGGAAACCUGCUUCUAGAACAAAUAAUAGAGGAAGAGGAAUUGGAGGACAAAGGAGUAAAAUGGAUGGAAGAUUUCAAUGAAAUGAACAAAGUUGUAGAAGACAAUGACUUUAAGAAAAUUAUUAUUCGUGAUCACAACAUUCGUAUUGGAGAGGAACAGCUGCUGCCUGAAGAAAUUGGGGAGGAAUUCCAGGUUCUAAAUACUGGUAGAAAAUCAAAUGAUAAAAUUUUAAACGCCCACGGCAAAAAAUAUAUCGAAUUCUGCAAUAACAACGGCCUAGUGAUUCUAAACGGAAGAACUUUUGGUGAUGAGGAAGGAUGUUUCACAUUUACCAACAGAAACGGAAGCUCGGUGAUAGACUUAUGUGCUGUAUCCUUGGACAUAAUAAAUAAUGUGCAGUCUUUUGAAGUAAAACCUCAAUUAUGGUCAGAUCAUUUACCGAUUGUAAUAACUCUUAGGGUAAACAGUGAUUUAGAAACAGGAAUUGAAAAGUUAAAAUUACUGCCAAAGCUAAAGUGGAAACAACAAAACAAGGAAAAUUACCAAAAACAAUUAAAUGAUGAACUAUCAAGCUUAGAAAAUAACCCCUCCCUAUCAGACUUUACACGCCUUAUCAUGAGGGCGUACCCAGCCCCUUCAAUCAUAAGGAAGCCGGAAUACCAUAACCGAUGGUUUGAUAAAGAAUGUAUGAAAGCUAGAGAUAAAACCAUGAAACUUCUUAAUAAAUUCAGAUCUUCGAAGAACUCUUCAGAUAGAGAAGCUUACGUGUCACAAAAAAACCUCUACCAGAAACUUUGUGGAAAAAAACGAUUGGAUUAUUAUCGCAGCAUAGAGAUUAGACUAGAUUUCAUAUCUGAUAGCAAAUCAUGGUGGUCUUUGGCAAAGGAAAUAAGACAGAAGGAGAAUUGUAUAGGAUGCGCCAUUGCAACGGGCGCUCUGAAAACAUAUUUUGAAACUUUAUUAAACCCAAAGGUCAACUCACAAGAGAUUCUUUACGCCCCAAAUCAAGUUCUGAAUGAGAUGUUGGAUAGAGACUUUACUCUUCCAGAAUUGCAGUGCCAACUGAAAAAGGUGCAAGAGAACAAAGCCCCAGGUGAUGACAGGAUACCAUAUGAGUUUUUCAUACACGCAACAGAUGAAUUUUUAAAUGAACUGUGCAAAACAUUCACAAGAAUUUUCAACGGAUAUGAUGACUUUAGUAAUUUUAAGUCAAGUAUUAUUUUUCCCAUACACAAAAAAGGUGAUCCCAAUAUCCCAAGUAACUAUAGAGGAAUCACAUUCAUGAAUUGCAUUGGUAAGCUUAUGAUUGGCAUGAUUAAUACAAGAAUAACUGAAUGGACGAACGAGUACUGUAUACUAAAUGAAUUCCAGGCUGGUUUCAGGAAAGGGUAA
This is a messenger RNA of Stomoxys calcitrans (stable fly), 1425 nucleotides long. RefSeq lists its product as uncharacterized. The transcript has 3 exons. The record is from RefSeq and is a predicted model, not a curated record. Bases 1 to 1425 code for a protein of 474 amino acids. Lineage: Eukaryota; Metazoa; Arthropoda; Insecta; Diptera; Muscidae.